Messenger RNA from Desarmillaria tabescens, 1488 nucleotides. RefSeq lists its product as uncharacterized. Bases 1 to 1488 code for a protein of 495 amino acids. The record is from RefSeq and is a predicted model, not a curated record. The transcript is spliced from 2 exons. NCBI's taxonomy places the organism in Eukaryota, Fungi, Basidiomycota, Agaricomycetes, Agaricales, Physalacriaceae.
AUGUCCAUUCGCGUGCAAGUAGCGGCAAUGCAGUGGUAUUGGUUGGAGCUCGUUGCUGGGCUUGACUACAUGGAAAUUCAUCAGCCCGUGAUGAAUGGCAAAGCUCAGCAUGACGAUACUUUUGGUUUCAAUUGUCUCAUGGGCACAUUUACUCUUAAUCUUGAUGUCGCUGAGCAGCAUAUGAAAGCUGGCAUCCCAGUCUAUCUCGUCUGGCCAACCGAACAAUUUAUCAAUCAGAUCAUACUUAAAGCUGAGAAGCCAAUCGUUCUCAGCGUCAAUGAAACCAUUCCCGAGCCUUCGUUUCCCAUUGUUUUUGAAGGCGACCCAUCUCAACCCAAGAAAUUUGAUGCUAUGCAUUGUUUCAUGAAAAUCUUCCAAACCUAUCGCAAUCCUUUCCUCUUUUCAACCGCAUCUUCCUCAACGACUGUCUCCUCUGCUCCCUCCUGUUUAGCCCCUCCUUCAGGUUCUAGUGGUCCAAUAUGCGACACCAGAGGCAAGACCCGAGCAUCUGGUCCUCUUUCAAGCAAACAGCCUUCACAAAGAAAGAAGAUUCAAUCUCUUCAAAGCACUAGAGACAAGUUUGCUGACCUGUCUGGACCAUAUGCCCUGCUGCCGAUACCUAUGUGGUCUACUGCCAAUGACAGCAUUGAUCAGAAUUCAGAGCGCUCCCAACAGCGUGAAGAACGAGUCCGUCGCUCACAGAGCGAACCCAAUACAAACACCAGCCAGGACUACAACAAAGGAUACGCCUUUCCUGAUCUGGCACUCCUUGUUUUUGCAUCUGUGACUCGUCAAAGCACCUACUUCCGUCAGUGGGAGCAUUGCCGAGACGGUCUCAUUUAUCGUAUUUCUUCUUCCACUUCGAAUGCAACACCUGUCCAUUCUCAGGUCUGGCGAGAACUGCUAACAAUGCCUUUCAAGAAAGAAAGCACCAAAACAACCAAAGCUCAUGACAUCAUGUUAGAGAUGAUGGGGACAGCCCUUCAAGUGUCAGGCACUGAAACUAUUUUGCGAGUACCACUGGCAACUCAAGACCAGCCAUUCGAUAUUGAGAGAGGUUGUUAUCUUGUUUGGGAGCUUUGUGAGCUCAACUUUCGGUUGGAACUCCUAGGGCUCGAUGCAUACCUUACCAGGUCUGCACACACCUCUACUCAAGAUGAUGCCGACUUUCGACUCCAGCGUCAGAAUACAAUACUCAAGCUAUUCCCAGAAGAAUCCAUUGUUCCAUCCACAGGAUCCUGCGGUUGUAGUCUUGCUUCUUCAGUUUGGCAGGACAGGUGUGCAGUGCUGAAGGCUUUCAGAAAUAUAAUGCAACAAUGGGACGUGCCUCUCGCAGUGGAGGCUAAGGGUCUUCUAGGUCCGUCAGGUCGUAAAGUGUCACUGAAGGUUGAGAAGGCCUUGGCGGCUCAUUAUGCUCAGACUUUCUUUGAUUGCUUUGGCCGGCCACCGGUCUUACCUCGUAUUAGGCCGUCUCAUCAGCAGAUUUGA